Molecule: messenger RNA, 1536 nt
Organism: Myotis davidii
Lineage: Eukaryota; Metazoa; Chordata; Mammalia; Chiroptera; Vespertilionidae
Gene: DYTN
Product: dystrotelin
Exons: 12
Coding region: 1-1536 (511 amino acids)
Biological process (GO): synaptic signaling
Cellular component (GO): plasma membrane
Molecular function (GO): zinc ion binding
Source: RefSeq, a predicted model, not a curated record
AUGGACCCAGACAAUCAAGAUGCUUUCAAUAGUAUUGAGAAUUCCAUUUAUAGAACAGCCUUCAAAUUACGAUCUGUGCAAACCACAUGUCAACAUCUGAUUGAAUGCUAUGGUUUUCUUUUCUGCACAGGAACCGGCUUUCUCAAGCUUACACCUGCAGCCGCUGCCCUGAUUGCCCUCUCAGGGGACAGCCCUCUUACAAAAUACAGAGCUCUUUUUCAGCUCUAUGCAGAAAAUAAAAGGGGAGGUUAUGAUGCCGGGGCACGUAUGACCCGAAGGACUUUGAGAAACCUACUAACAGAUCUACAGCAGAUCCCAACUGUCGUGGGUGAGAGCCGCUCUCUGUGCUCGGUGGAAAGUGCGACUCGCAGCUGCUUCCAGGGGGUGCUGAGUCCAGCAAUCAAAGAGGAGAAAUUCCUCUCUUGGUUGCAGUCUGAGCCGCCCAUCCUCCUGUGGCUCCCGACCUGCUACCGAUUGUCAGCCACUGAGAUGGCCACGCAUCCUGCUCGGUGUGGAAUCUGCAGGAACUUCCCAAUCACAGGACUGAGAUAUCGCUGCCUGAAGUGCCUCAACUUUGACAUCUGCCAGAUGUGUUUCUUAUCCGGUCUCCACAGCAAGUCCCACCAGACGUCUCAUCCUGUGGUUGAGCACUGUGUCCAGAAUGCCAGCCUAUUCUCCAGGGAGUCAGCCCAAAGCACACUGCCGCACCCCUGGUACAAGAUCACCACCACAUCACCCGAUCACCACCAAAGGUUCCUUAAAAAACAGUUAAACCGAUACAAAGACAAGUUGCAAGCCAUAUACACCUCCCAAGAAGAAAAAUGUUGCAGAUUUGAAACAAAGAUUCACGAACUCACAGCCAACCAGGACAGCCUGUGGACCAAGCUACAGCAAAUGGGACAGGAUUUACAGGCAAAGUUUCAGCCACUCCAUCCAUCUUCCUAUCAAGAUAUGAUUUCCAAGAGUGACCAUGAAAAGGAUAAAAGUCUUUGGAAGGAAGAAGAUUCUUCCCAGAGCAAGAAUGCCAGUGUGGAUGGUCCGGAAUGGAAACCUUUUCUUAACCCCACUUUGGUUGACAAAAGUCAACAAAGUCAAGUAAAAGUAGAGCAUGCUCUACCAAAUUCAGAAUCACCAGAGGCCAUUUUGCAGCCAAAGUCAACACAAAGCACCAGGGCACAAAGCCAAGCACAAAAGACCUCCAAGGAAAUCUUUAGCUCCCCAACCAGUCCCCAGGAAGGACUGCUACAGGACACCUCCCAGAAUGCUCCUACGGAAAUCAACAGUCCUACUCCACCACCCAGGGAAAGGAAAGAGACAGUUAACAUCCAGGAGGAAAAGGAUGAGCUGGAAGAAGAGGAACUGCAAGAACUGCUAUCAAAACUUACGGAUGCCUUCACUCUAGAAAUGCCAUCAGAUCCUCAGCCUUCCGUAAACACGGACCUGUAUCGUGGAGCUGAGCGGGUGAGCAGGGCCUUCUCUGCCCUUGUUGAUCAAAUCACCUUGCCCAACUGGAAGUGCAAAGGAGUCCGGUCUUAA